Molecule: messenger RNA, 5319 nt
Organism: Mugil cephalus (flathead mullet)
Lineage: Eukaryota; Metazoa; Chordata; Actinopteri; Mugiliformes; Mugilidae
Product: leucine-rich repeat neuronal protein 1-like
Exons: 2
Coding region: 2379-4526 (715 amino acids)
Cellular component (GO): extracellular matrix
Molecular function (GO): protein binding
Source: RefSeq, a predicted model, not a curated record
UCAGCAUGUUUUUUCUGUGGUCUUUCAAAAAAAAAAAAAAAAGUCACAGCUCUCCAUCUUCUCCCUCUUUACUUUCUGACUGAGUGGAAGUACAUCCUUCUCCUCCUCCUCCUCUUCCUCCUCCUCCUCCUCCUCCUCCUCCUCCUCCUCCUCCACACCUCUACUAUCAGCAGCUGCACCAAAGCCCUCUGUGAUGUGAAGUGAGACACUUGCAUACUAAUGGAGCAGGAAAAGGAUGUCUCUCAGGCAGGCCAGCACAGUGAGGACAUGUCGAAAACAUCAGGCACCCCUACUCCAGCACUGCAUUAUAAUUCUCGAUUGAAACUAUUGUCUAGGGAGAAAUUAGAAGUUUUUGUGUAGAGAUUUGUUAAUAUAUUCCUGCAAUAUGGGGUAGCACCAAUGAGAAAAUAGUCAGACAUAUGCGCACGUGUUCGGCACAGGGCUGUGCUUACUCGUCAUGGUGCUAGCACAACAUUUUCAUGUACAUAUGGUCCGUUGUUUUAUUAAAUGGGUUCACGUCAAAGUCAGUGUCUCACACCAGCGGCAGUCCUUGCUGGUGUAUUCUUCUAGCUGCCUGAUGGCACUAAUAGCUCUCUUCUCAUGUCUUCUCAUUUAGUUAUGAAACCGAAAUGCUGGUGGCAUAGCCGUUGCCAUGGUGAUGGCAUGUCUCUGAGCCUGUUCUGUGGCUGCUGAUUCAGAAACACUGCUUACAUUUUGCGCCCAGCCAAGAGGGCCCCGGGAAUAGAUGGGCAAAAAAAAAAAAAAAGAAAAAGAUAUGGCUUCCUAUGAAAAAUCAUACAACCUGCUUUCAGGUGAGGCUCCUCCUGGCUGUGCCACCAGAAUACCAUGAAGUGCAGCAUUAGCAGUGUUGCAUGUAGACACUUAAAAUCUGUAAAAUCAGAUUAGUUCCUAUUCUAAAAGAUUGUGUGUAAUAUAGUUGUGGAGUCAUUUUUAACUUCCCAUUUAAAGACAUACAAAGACGUGUACAGAAAAGAAAUGAUCCGGUGCCUGACUGCAGGUCUGUGAUCCUUCAGUGGCUCUGAUUGUCUUGCUCACCAGAGGACCUGUCUUAUAAACACAGUUAUGAGGUCAUUGCAUACAGCAGAUAAACCUAAUUAUCUCCCACGAUUACAUCUUGGUGUCUUGCAAGAAAACACAUGGCCACUGAUCCUCAGAAAGUCUAUGUGAAGCAAACAUCAGUCAGUGAAGAUAGACUAUAUUGUAAUUGCAGAUGGAUGUGAGAGAGUUUUAUGUAUACUUAGUUUAAAACCUCAUAAGGAUUGGGUGUGCAGAGAGUGUAAAUCCCUUCCCUCCCUCCCUGCCAGAGGCUUGCGUUCAAACAGUCAGCUGGAUAAUGCCAGGCUGUUGAAGGAUUUUUCUGCUUCCUUCCAGUAGCCUGCAUGGAUGUCAAAAUCAGUGAGUCAAAUAAGAGUGAGCAGGGAUGAGCGGAGGGGGGGGUUGUAUAUUUUGUACAGUGUACAGUACAGUGGAGACGGGUGCAGUGUAAGAACCCGCGUAAGCAUGCAUUUUUAAUUAUGGUCCGUGCAGUAUUUUUUAUUUAUUUUUUUUUCUCCCUGCAAACCCCAGCCAAGAGAUUAGCAAUAGAUUUUCAGGAUACAGGUGCUCGUACACAACUGAUCUGGCCCAGUUUUGGCAGUCAGAGCAUUAAUCUCAUACCUAAUCACAUCACAUCCCCGAUGGGGUGAUUUUCAUAAAGAUGUUGUCCCAACAAGCCGCAUUUCAUCAUGGGAUCGUGUUCUCAGACUGAGGUGUUAGGACACAACAAUAAACCAGACUUUCCAUUGUUCCCCAAGAAGUGCAUGUCAUUCAAUGCAGAUGCCGUAAUGUGAGAAAGUAAUUAGGAAGUUGUGUGAAAGGGCUGUUUAUUAGAUGAAAACAAUAAAAAUAGCGAUGAUCACACAUUGUAGAACGUUAUAUAUACAACUGGUAGAGUGUGAACUAAAAGUCAUAUUUCUUAGAUACAAUGAGGAAACUAUGUGUGAUUGUCCAGGUUUAAGCUGUAGAGGAGUGUAUCCAUCAGAUCAGCACCGGACUAGAAGAACUUAACAUUACGAACAGGUGGAAGCCACUCCAACCACUCCAGUGGAGCUGGUCUAUGGCCAACAAUGGGUAUACUCUAUCUUUGGGUAUACUCAGGAGUGUGUCAAAACCUCAAGGUGUGGAAGUGACGUUUGGACCGGAUGUCUAUCUGCCCUGCUGCUUUCAAAUAUUUUCCUCUGCUCUAGAAAUCCCCUUUCUGGACCUACGACAGCUGGGUGGCCACGAAGGUGACUAAUGUUCAUGAACACUCCCUUCAAACGCCUCUUCCAGACACUGCCUCUCAUUUAAGCCUUUGGUGAGCAGAGAGAGCAGACAAUAUGACGCUCAGCUCUCAGCCUUGGCCUCCUCUAAUGUGGCUGGGCAUUGGAUCACUCCUCUCAUUUCUGUCCCCUGUAUAUGGCAAAGAAUGUCCUCGUUUGUGUGUAUGUGAAAUCCGCCCGUGGUUCACCCCCCAGUCGACCUACAAGGAAGCGACAACAGUGGAUUGCAAUGACCUGAGGUUGACCAACAUCCCUACAAACCUGUCGGCAGAUACCCAGGUGUUACUCCUCCAAAGCAAUGCCAUCUCUCGCACCAGGGGGGAGCUGGAGGUACUGUUCAACUUGACAGAGCUGGACCUAUCCCAGAACAACUUCAGCACUGUGGAAGCUGUUGGCCUCAAAGGUAUGAAUCACUUGACCACUCUGCAUCUAGAGGAGAACCAGAUAACUCGGCUGCCAGACCACUGCCUGGGAAACCUCUCCAAUCUCCAGGAGCUAUACAUCAACCAUAACCAGAUAAGCUCCAUAUCUCCACGAGCAUUUGCAGGCCUGCAUAGCCUGCUGCGCCUGCACCUCAACUCCAACAGGCUCCAAGUCAUAGAUAGCCGCUGGUUUGAAGAAACACCUAACCUUGAGAUCCUCAUGAUUGGAGAGAAUCCAGUUAUUGGCCUCCUAGACAUGAACUUUAAGCCUCUGGGAAGCCUGAGGAGUUUGGUUCUGGCUGGCAUGGAUCUCACUGAUGUUCCACCGAAUGCAUUUGUUGGCUUAGAUAAUCUGGAGAGCAUUUCUUUCUAUGACAACAAACUAGUCAGAAUCCCUCAACUGUCUCUUCAGAAAGUUCCUAAUCUGAAAUUCUUGGAUUUGAACAAGAAUCCAGUUCUCAAAAUUCAGGAAGGAGACUUCAGAAACAUGUUACGUCUGAAGGAGCUGGGAAUCAACAACAUGAUGGAGUUGGUGUCGAUUGACCGCUAUGCUCUCGACAACUUACCAGAACUGACAAAACUGGAAGCCACCAAUAACCCUAAACUAUCUUAUGUUCACAGGUUGGCAUUCAGAGACAUGCCCUCUCUGGAGAGCCUGAUGCUCAAUAAUAAUGCUCUCACUGCUCUGUACCAGCAUACGGUGGAGGUGUUGCCUAAUCUGCGAGAGAUCAGUCUUCACAGCAACCCACUGCGCUGUGAUUGUGUCAUUCAGUGGAUGAGUUCCAACCGGACCACAGUGCGCUUCAUGGAGCCCUUGGCCAUGCUGUGCACCUCCCCUCCAGAACUUAGAGGCCAGCGAGUCAGAGAGCUAAGGCUGCUGGAGUCCUUAGAGCAGUGUCUUCCCCUUAUAUCCCACGACACCUUCCCUAGCCACUUAAGCCUUGAGCUGGGCAUGAGUGUCAGCUUGGAUUGUCGAGCAAUGGCUGAGCCAGAGCCUGAAAUCUACUGGGUGACUCCUCUCGGGACCAAAAUCACAAUUGACACAGAGUCGGAGCGGUACCAUUUGAGCAGUGAAGGAACUUUGCGGCUUUCCCAUGUGCAGGUGGAAGAUUCUGGUCGGUAUACCUGUGUUGCCCAGAACACAGAAGGAGCUGACACAUGGGUUGCCACCAUUCGUGUAAAUGGGACUCUGCUUGACAGUGCUCAGGUGAUGAAAAUCUAUGUCAAACAGAUCGAGUCCCACUCCAUCUUGGUCUCCUGGAAAGUGAACUCUAAUGUCAUGUCCUCCAACCUGAAAUGGGCCUCAGCCACCAUGAAAAUUGACAACCCACACAUCACCUACACUGCUCGUGUACCCGUAGACGUUCAUGAGUACAACCUCACACACCUUCAACCAGCCACUGAGUAUGAGGUGUGCCUCACUGUCUCCAACAUCCACUUGCAGACGCACAAGUCUUGCGUUAAUGUGACAACACAUAGCGCUACUUUCACUCUGGAUCUGUCAGACCAGCACCCGAGUGCAGCUGUGCUGGUUGUCAUGUCAACCAUGCUGGCCUUCCUCAGUCUGGUCACUGUGGGUGUCUACAUGGCUCGCAGAUGGAAACGAAAGAACUACCAUCACUCCUUGAAGAAGUACAUGCUGAAGACCUCAUCCAUCCCACUUAAUGAGCUCUACCCUCCUCUCAUUAACCUAUGGGAGGCAGAUGGUGAGAAGGACAAAGAUGGCAGCGCAGAGGGAAAACCCUCUCCAGUUGACACCACACGUAGUUAUUACAUGUGGUGAGGAUUUACCAUGGAGGCUUGAAUGCCUCUCCAGGAGCACAAAAAGACACACUUUUGCUAUUUUGGUGCAAAGGUCGAUAAAGUUGCAAAUGUUUUUUUGUAUUCUCAGCUUUGCUAAUAAAGGGGCAGAGUGAUCAAGUGCAGGAUUUUUAUUAGUAUAGCGUAUCGCCUUUGUUUGAUUCUUUCUAUCUCUUGAUUGUUCUGGACUCUCCAAGAUGGCAGCUGUAUUUAGCCUUCAGGUUGUCUUAGUCGCUCUGCUCUGUUUCUGUGGUGCAUUUUUGACUCAUUUUUAUUUGGGUUAAUUAUAUAGCAGCAGGGGUGGAGGGUCUUCUUGCCGCAGUAGUAGAAAUCAAUGUUUCUUUCUCUGUUUUGUAAAACAGUUAAUCUGUUGUGCACUUAUAGAUGAAGGCGUUUUUACAAACUAUAAUUAAAAGCUGACAGCAGGAUUUAGACUUGUUAUACUGUCUACUGGAUGUUAGCAAUUGUGCAGUAAUGUUGUAUCAACUAUACCUUUGAACUUUCUGAUUUCCAAGAGAAUAGGAUCUUAGUUUGAUGAUAAAUGUGCUGUUAAAUGCUAGAGAUACUAAUGUUUGUUAAAACAUUUUAAGUUUUUCUUUUCAUUAUUAUUAUUAUUAUAAUAAUUUUUCACUGAGCUCCAUUAGAACGCUUAUAACUCCCUCCCAAUUAAGUCAUUUAUUUUGCUGGAUUUUUUCUCUAAAUGCUUAGUUUAUUAUUUUUACAUGCAGUAUGUACUGAAGAAUUCAAAAUAAAUACAAUUUUGGUUCUUUUGCAGA